GAAUGCUGGUGAAUGAAUGGUCGACGAAUGUUCAGUUGACUAAAUUGAGACGUGAAAUGAUGAUCGAUUGCAGUCGACAGUCGACGGAUGAUCUGACUAGAGAUCGACGGUUGGCGAUGGUUGUUAACCAAUCUUUUCCAUAAACCAUCAUAAUAAUAGCUAUUUUUAUAUAGCGCUUUUCCCAUAACAGCCCAAAGUGCUUUACAGCAUAUUAUUACCCCGGUCAUCGGAUCCUUGCUUGCCCGCAUACAAUAUAUGCAACUUCUCCACUCUCUGGGGAGCAUUCCAACAAGAGUUCCAAGAGUCAAUAGCUACGCAUACUACCCGGGCUUUCGCAUCCUACCUGGUACCCAUUUAGCACCUGGGUCGAGAGCAACGGUCAUAUAUUUAGCCAAAACCAACGUAAUUGACGGUCAGGCACGGAGGCAUCCUGACAAGAAAACCCUGUCAGCUGGAAGUUGGACUCGAGGCCGUCAUGGUACAAACGCCACGGCGGCUAUUCCACCCUGUCAAAAAACCUGUGCUGACUUCUUGUCUGAGCCUACUUUGGAAAGUCUAUUUUUUUGCCUACAAGUGAGGAAGAGUUGACUGAUGUGGAACGAGGUGAGGAACUCGAUAUGGCUUUUGACAUCUGUGUGGUGGGAGCAGGAAUGGUGGGUUCAGCUGCAGCCAAGUGGCUUGCAAUGGAUGGUACGAAAAAUGUUUGCUUGAUCGGACCACAGGAACCAACUGAAGAAGAGGACAGAAAAGGUGAGCGUCAGAUUUUUGGAUGUCAUUAUGAUGAGGGUCGUAUAACAAGAGAGAUUGACCGUGAUUAUGUGUGGGGUCUCCUAGCUAAGAGAUCUAUUCAACGAUACAGAGACAUUGAAAAUGAGAGCGACAUUAAUUUCUACAAUGAAGUUGGAUGUGUAUUCAUUGAAAAGACUGUUUCCCAAGAAUUUGAUGAUUAUCUUAACACUGCAAGGAAGCUGGAGGCAUAUAUUGAAACUUACGAUGCAUCAGAAUUCCACACCAGGUACCCUUAUCUCAAGAUCUCCCCAGACUGCCGAUGCAUCUGGGCUCCCCAAAACACUGGCCACAUUAGUCCACGGAAGUUGGUGGCUGCCCAGCAGAAGAUAGCCAGGUCACAUGGUUGUGACAUCAUCAAUGAGGUCGUAGUCGACAUCAUGGAGGAAUCUGAAGACGGAGGUAAAAAUCUUGUCAGGAUCUCAACUGAAAGCGGCAGAGAAGUGCUGACCAGACGAGUUCUCCUCUGCACAGGAUGUUUCAGUAAUUUUCAUCACCUCCUACCAGAUGAGAAGAAGCUUGAUCUGUUAUUGUGCAAAGCUGUUGUGGUGAAAGCAGAGGUCACAAAAGAAGAUGCCAUGAAAAUUGCGGACAUGCCUACCUUCUGGCUGGGGCAUGAACAUGCCUACAUUUUGCCUCCUAUUCUUUAUCCAGAUGGGAAGUACUUCAUCAAGAUUGGUUUGAGUUGCUCUCCCUCUGACAGCCUUCAAGGUCUUGACAAAGCCGCCCAAUGGUUUUACAGCAAAGGAAAGGAACACCCUGCUGUAAAAGACACAAAAGAUUCACUUCAAAGAUUCAUGCCAGACCUGAAGCCUGUCUCGCUGAUCACAGAUAGCUGUAUAACAACAUCAACACCAACAAAGCAGCUGUACUGUGACAUGCUUACUGCUCAUACCGGGAUCUUGGUGGGGAUGAAUGGCUGGGGAGCGAAGUCUAGUGAUGAGAUCGGUCGGAUGGGUGCAUCUAUGAUUGGCAAAGGAUCAUGGGAUUACGACCUUCCUCACUUUGCUGCAGAAAAUUUUAAGGUUCGGUUUAAGGAGGACAGCAAGAAAGAUAUAAUUUAAUGUACCAUAAUUUUAAUACUACAUGCUGCUUGUAAGGAGUGGCAUGUAAACUGAGGAAUGGAUUAUCAGACCACUGGAUUAUCUUAAUUUAAAAGCAAAAUAAUGUUCCUUGAAAAUUCAAUUAUACCUUAUUACCUUUGAUAUGACACUUCAAUCAAGAAAAAUGAAGAAGGAAUAACAAAUGCAUCGGGUUCCCAGCCAAUCAGGGAUAUCAGGGAAAAAUAUUUUGCUUUUUUCUAGUCAUGAAAAAAUCAGGAAAUUUGAUUUUAAAAAAUACCUCAGAUCAGGGGAAAAUGCCUCAAAUGAGGGAAAAAUCAGGGAAUUUUUAUCAGCCCAAAAGUCGAAGCACGGUAGUCAGUCAGCCUAAAAUCAGGGAAUUGUGUUUUCUUGAAAAGCUGGGAACCCUGCUUUGUCCACUUUAUUUGAGGUUACUGCAAGUCAUAUCAAUUUUAUGACAUUAUAAUAAUGUCAUAAAAUUGAUAUGACCUUCAGUAACAUCAAAUAAGGUGGACAAAAUACUUGUUACAAGGGGUUCAUCAACGAAACUUCUUUGUUUCUUAAGAUUAUGGAAUGCAAGCAUUGUAUCAAUUUUAUCAAUACAAGGUGUGCUUUAUCAUUCCUACAUCAUUUAAUUGAACAAGGUAUUGCUUACAAAAGGGCAGAAAAUGAACUCCUUUUUACAAAUGUGAUUUUCCUGUGAAAUUAAUGAAAUACCACCUGCCAUAAUUAAUGAUUUUUUUUGUACACUAUGAUCAAUACUGUUAUUACUAAUUCAUGAUGUAUAUGUUGCUUCAAUAAAAGGGGAAUAUUUUAUUUUUUACUUGUAAGGACAUUUCUCAAUUACUUGUAUAAUGCAUACAUGUGUAUAUCUUCAUAAGUGGAGUAAGAUGAGAAGAUCAGAUAAUUUGUGUAAUACCUAUUGUAAGCAAUUACAUAUGAAAUAUUGUAAUUAAGGUAUAGUAAAAAGGAAUGAAAUGAGAAUAUAAUUAUGCCCCAAUGUCCAUUGAACAAGUCAAGCUUGCCAUGAAAAAAAGAUACAGAUCUAAUAUUUUUUAUUAAGAUAUCAAUCUAUAAGAUGAUAAAUGUAUAUAGAACAAUAUAUGCAGAUUUUGAUAAUUAAGGUAUAUAUUUUAUGGCACAUUUUAUUGUAUAUACAUGUAUAAUCUGACAACAAAAAAACAUGCAGUCUGUGUUGUGUUAAAAGUGCUCAACCAAUCAUUUAGAUUAGAGUUCAGUGAAUUCAGUGAAUUUGAAUGUUCGAAACCCGGACAAGGUUACAAACUGUCUUAAAGUUUUUUUUAAUAUCUUGAGAUAGGUAUCUAAUCUUUAUAAUCUUUAUGUAUCAAGCCCUAGCUUUUAUAUAAUUCAAUUCCGCUUUAUUUCCUUUUUCCCCUUUAUUUCCUUAAUCUCCCCUAACCACAUUGAGCCAUUAUUCUCCUUCUAAAGCUCAGUAGGUUUGUAUCUCAACAACAUCAUAAUUACUAUUUUUAAAGUUUGAAUGCAUUCUUGGAUGAAAUUUAAAAAUGAUGUAUUUGAAAAGACAUAUUGCUUGAAGAGUGAUAUUGAACAACUAAGACAGACAUGCAUAAUGAGAAUCAAUAUAUAUCUUCAAUCAAAAUAUCUUAAUUUGGUACUGGUUUUAUAGUUUUAAGUUGAGUAACUGUGGAAGAUUGUUUGAAUUAUUAGGCCUAUAUAAAGGGCAGUGUCAUAUUGGACUCCCAACCACCAGAAGAAAAUUGGAUUGAAUAACAUUAUUAACCAUGUCUAUUACAAAAUUAAUUAUCUGUCAAAAUAUUUAUGCCUAUUUUUGCUCAUAAUGAGAACCUAUAUCAACUUUUAUGAAAUUAUUCACCACAAAAUGACAGGAUAAUUCAAAUUUUCAUAUUUUUAAAAUUAAUUCAUGGUGAUUUAACAUUUACUAAAUUAAUUGAAUGUAAUACUAAUAGUAUUAAUACUCAAAUAAUCACUCUUGUUUGCCUCGUCACCUGAAAUCAAGAGGCGAUUAUAUGCUUUAUAUUCCACAUGAGGAACCACUAUAAUGAAGAAACCGAUAUUCAUACAUCUCUACAAGAAAAAGUUUGAUUUAAAAAAAAUCAAGGUUUAAUUGAUAGAUAGAGAAAAUAAACCUGUUAUCACUUGACUGACUUCUGACCAAUCCUCUAUAGCAAGAUUCUUAGUAUGCGGAAUAUAAUUCAAUAUAUUUUAUUUCAUGGAAUAUGUAACAAACAAUAUCAAUUCAUUGAUUUUCUUUGUACAUGUAACAAAAAGUUGGUUUUGAAAUGUUUUGUGUAUUAUGCUAAGCGUAACAUAUGCCUAUAUGCUGCAUGCUUUGUGAUAAUUUUCUAUGAAACUGAUUGAAUGUGAAAUAAACUGAAAUAGAGUAAUGUUGCAAUA
Molecule: messenger RNA, 4244 nt
Organism: Lytechinus pictus (painted urchin)
Lineage: Eukaryota; Metazoa; Echinodermata; Echinoidea; Temnopleuroida; Toxopneustidae
Product: monomeric sarcosine oxidase-like
Exons: 7
Coding region: 618-1850 (410 amino acids)
Molecular function (GO): flavin adenine dinucleotide binding; sarcosine oxidase activity
Source: RefSeq, a predicted model, not a curated record